UUACACGGACCUGCACGGCGGUCGGGAGUAGCACGGAGACCAGCGCGCUUGGUGGCAUGUUGGAUCUGUUUGAAUUGAACCUGAAGCGUGACGCCUGCGCAUAUGUUUAAUUGUUUCACAAUGUGUUUAAAAGAUGCCGCACCUGUUUGCGAAUGUUGCAGAAAACGGGUAGAGGACUGCUUGCCUUGCUGUUGUUAGUGUUGGACUGGACCCAGCCAGGCUUACCAUCCCCACUGAGGCCAAUUUGUGACCUGAGGGUCCUGAACCAUUUCAUACAGGAGGCACGAGACGCAGAAGUUGCUAUGAAGUCAUGUAGAGAAGGAUGUGGCCUGUCACAGUCUGUCACUGUCCCCCAAACUACAGUGGAUUUUGACGUGUGGGAGAAGAAAAAUGCACUGGAGCAAGCCCAGGAGGUGCAGACUGGCUUAUGGCUGUUAGAACAGGCCCUCAGCUCGCUACAGACGUCAGUCACCGACACAGCAAUGCACAGUCAUGUAGACAACAGCGUCAGGAACCUGCUCAGCAUCAACGCUGUGCUGCGUAGCCUCAACAUCCAGGAAUUUACCCCCCCGGCAAAUGCAACAGGCCUCGAGGGAACAUGGAGGGUGUCCUCAGCGACAGAUCUGCUUCAGGUCCACGUCAAUUUCCUGCGAGGCAAAGUGCACCUCCUUCUUUCGGAUGCGCAGGCUUGCCAGCCAGAUGUCAGCUGAUCAACCAGAUCGCCCUACACUGGGCGAAGCUAAUUUGUGUUUCCAAAGGCAAGAGGAGAAAUGUGACACUGGUUAACCUGCACGCUGCUGGAAGCGGUGUGGAAUGAUUAAGACACAGUAGUCCUCACAUACAGAGGAAGAGCUGAAAGGAAAGGACUGUCUCACUAACGCUUUGGAUGGACAGGAGAUGAACGCACCUUGGAAAGUAGAUGUGACUCGUGGACAUGGUGACAAAGACCAAAGUGAUGCUUUUGGGAAGCACUGCUCUGAUAGCUGUUUUACUGGCACUCUCUUGCACUUUGUGUGUGAAUGUACUUUAGUGUGGAUGAGUUAAGACUGACUGUUUCAAUGUGCAUGUAAGUCUGUUUGUGUCUGUUUUCAGUGAGUUUGAUCCUUACACUCAUCUCUAUAGAGGGAAACACCCAGUAAAUACUGAUUACACCUGGGCAUCAAUUUUCAGUAGUAGAGGCAGAAACUGAUGAGGCCUCACUCUCAUGCUUUUAAUGUUUUUCAACUCUGCCUCACAGAAACAGUCUCUGAUUUUAUUUUUUUUUCUUUUUCAGAUGUUUUAAAAUUUUAAUGUAUUUUUGAGUUUAAUUACUAUUUAUACAGAUUUUUCUACUUUAAGCUCCAUCUUUGGCAAUAGUGUCAGGUCUAACAUGGUAGUUGGGCUCUUUAUGUUUUCUUGUGUAACACUGAACACAUUUGCAAAGGUGUUGGCUCACAUCAUUUGCAAUGGCAUGCUGCUCUUUCAUUUUUUUAAAUUUUAUGAUGAUUGUAUGUACCUGACUGGCUGUUUGACACUGCAUGUUCUUUCCAAACAACAAAGGCUUACAAAGCUGAUGCUCGGGUCCAGUGAGUUUGGGAGAGAAAGGUCAGUGAGGGGAGUUACAUGAGAACUGUGAAGCUGCUUCGUCACUCUGUGUUGUUGUUUAUUGCCUGACCUACACUCAACCAGUCUCUACACACUGAUAGCCAGACUGGAAAAAUUUACAAUUUACAUCCUGUGGGGCUGUAAUUGCAAAUAGUUUUCCAGAAGCUGGCGCUACACCGUCUUCUCCCUCCCUCCAUUGUUCGUCAUCAAACCUCAGCCGGGCAAUCAGUGAGCCCUGGGAACUAGAGGCUUUCUGGAAAAUGGAUGCUCAACUGUUUCAGAUUAGUUAAGUGUUCUUCCUUGUUUUUUCCCUUAUUUUUAUAUCUUGUCGUGCAAGUGCAAGAUGUUUUUGAGGAUGUUUGUAUGUUUUCUUUCCUGUUUUUUGUGGUGUUUUUGUCCCAUCACUGUAUGAUUCCCUAUUUAAAUACGAAAUGUUGUUCUCGGAUAAAGAGGAUGGAUGGAAACACAACAUGGGGAAGUCUGUGCAUCGCAGUCAUUAUUUUUGUAUUUUUUUUUCCUUUGAGUGGCGUAAACAAGUAAGCAUGUGCUGUUUAGAUGCCGAGUACAAGCUGCCGUAGCAGAGCCUACUGGUUUUACACACAUCAAGUUUUCCAGUCACGGAUGUAGAGACGAUGGUUAAAGA
Messenger RNA from Archocentrus centrarchus (flier cichlid), 2227 nucleotides. RefSeq names its product erythropoietin a (gene epoa). Bases 153 to 710 code for a protein of 185 amino acids. Gene Ontology annotation, biological process: nucleate erythrocyte development. Gene Ontology annotation, cellular component: extracellular region. The record is from RefSeq and is a predicted model, not a curated record. Gene Ontology annotation, molecular function: cytokine activity; hormone activity; erythropoietin receptor binding. Lineage: Eukaryota; Metazoa; Chordata; Actinopteri; Cichliformes; Cichlidae. The transcript has 5 exons.